Molecule: messenger RNA, 609 nt
Organism: Chanos chanos (milkfish)
Lineage: Eukaryota; Metazoa; Chordata; Actinopteri; Gonorynchiformes; Chanidae
Product: NACHT, LRR and PYD domains-containing protein 12-like
Exons: 4
Molecular function (GO): protein binding
Source: RefSeq, a predicted model, not a curated record
GAAUUGGACCUGAGUAACAAUGACCUUCAGGAUUCAGGAGUGAAGUUGCUCUGUGUGGAACUGGAGAAUCCACACUGUAAACUGGAGAUACUGAGACUUGCUGCUUGUAAACUCACUGAACAGUCCUGUGAAGCUGUAGCCUCAGUUCUACAGUCAGUAAACUGUCCCCUGAGAGAACUGGACCUGAGUAACAAUGACCUUCAGGAUUCAGGAGUGAAGUCACUCUGUGUUGGAUUGAGGAAGCCACACUGUAAACUGGAGAUACUGAGACUUGCUGGUUGUAAACUCACUGAACAGUCCUGUGAAGCUGUAGCCUCAGUUCUACAGUCAGUAAACUGUCCCCUGAAAGAACUGGACCUGAGUAACAAUGAGCUUCAGAAUUCAGGAGUGAAGAUGCUCUGUGUGGAACUGGAGAAUCCACACUGUAAACUGGAGAUACUGAGACUUGCUGGUUGUAAUCUCACUGAACAGUCCUGUGAAGCUGUAGCCUCAGUUCUACAGUCAAGAAACUGUCCCCUGAGAGAACUGGACCUGAGUAACAAUGACCUUCAGGAUUCAGUGAAGUUGCUCUGUGUGGAACUGGAGAAUCCACACUGUAAACUGAAGAUA